AACAAGGGUAAAUUUGUAAAUUGACAUCUGAUAGAGUUUUGUUGUCUUCUUCGUGUCCAUGCCCUUGUGAAAGAGAUCCAACUUUCUCUGGGUUUGUUUGCAGAAGCCAGAAAGGUUACUUCUUUGAGUAUCAUCGUGUCCAAGCGAAGAAGAAAGAUCCAAAUUUGAUAUUUGGAGCCUCCAUCAAUGGCUUCGUUUCUGGCUCGCAGGUCGCUCAAUGCUCUCCGGACCCGACAUAUCGUUUCUUCAGGGCAAGCUUUACAGGGAUCUCAUCUCGUUGGGCUACAGUCCCGUGCUAUAUCGUAUGGCACCAAUAAAGAUGAUCAAGAAGCUGAGCAACUUGCUAAGGAGAUCUCCAAGGACUGGAGUACUGUCUUUGAGCGGAGCAUGAACACCCUAUUUCUCACUGAAAUGGUCCGGGGCUUGUCGCUGACCCUCAAGUACUUCUUUGAUCCAAAAGUUACAAUCAAUUAUCCUUUUGAAAAGGGUCCAUUGAGCCCUCGCUUCCGUGGUGAGCACGCUCUUCGAAGGUAUCCAACUGGGGAAGAACGCUGUAUUGCCUGCAAACUCUGUGAAGCUGUAUGUCCAGCUCAAGCAAUCACCAUAGAGGCAGAGGAGAGGGAAGAUGGAAGCCGCAGAACCACUAGGUAUGAUAUAGACAUGACAAAGUGCAUCUACUGUGGUUUUUGCCAAGAAGCUUGCCCUGUUGAUGCAAUCGUGGAAGGACCCAACUUUGAGUUUGCAACCGAGACUCAUGAGGAACUUCUGUAUGACAAAGAGAAGCUUCUUGAGAAUGGAGAUCGGUGGGAGACAGAGAUUGCCGAGAAUCUGAAGUCGGAGAGCCUCUACCGUUGAAUUCAGAGAAUGUUUUGGUUUGAAUAAAAGAUGCUUCAACUUUUGCAAACUGUUACCGACUUUGCUUUACUUGCAAGUAGUCCAUACGGAUGUGAAAACUGGGUUUGGUUUUGUUUCUGGUUUAAAUUGGACCAUAAAUACCAUACCAAACACUUUUGGAAUAUGAAGUUAUGAAUACAUGGAGUUGUUACUCUCUA
Molecule: messenger RNA, 1052 nt
Organism: Raphanus sativus (radish)
Lineage: Eukaryota; Viridiplantae; Streptophyta; Magnoliopsida; Brassicales; Brassicaceae
Product: NADH dehydrogenase [ubiquinone] iron-sulfur protein 8-B, mitochondrial
Exons: 9
Coding region: 187-855 (222 amino acids)
Biological process (GO): mitochondrial electron transport, NADH to ubiquinone; mitochondrial respiratory chain complex I assembly
Cellular component (GO): membrane
Molecular function (GO): 4 iron, 4 sulfur cluster binding; NADH dehydrogenase activity
Source: RefSeq, a predicted model, not a curated record